AUGGCACCACCACCAAAACUUGUGUACACGCAAUCAGCACCGACCACGCCUACGAAAUCAACCCAGGGCAAGCCGCACCACGAUGUCAUUGAGAAACUAAACAACGAAUACAAUCUCGGCAUUGAACUACCGGAUGAAACUUCCACCCCCCGGUCUCGAUCGACCCGUGCCAAAUUUGAUAUUGCAUUCGCACGUAACAAGAAGAUUGUUGAGAAUAUUCAGCAUCACUACUAUAUGGAAACCGGCAGUCUCGACAAGAUACUACACUCCUUUCGAUUUGAAGCUCGUGCUGCCAGUCAGAAAUGGUUGCGCUCAACCAGCUGCUACGAUUCAACUUCAGCAACACCAGAGUCACCAAAGGCUACUUCACCGGGUGAGGUCCUGGAACUUCAAACACUUCUAAUCAAUGUCCUCGACAAGGUCGGCCCUCAGGUAAAGGCCAGAAUCUUUGAGCGCACUCAGAGUGGACCCGCAUCGCACGGCUCCUUUGGAGGACUUACACCAAGGCUGAGGUCUACUGAGGGCAAUCCGUCAAACACACCCUUUUCGGCCUCUGCCAAUACGAGUCGAAGUUCGCUCUUCUCUGAGGCAAGCGACCCUCCGAGAAGCACUCAAGAGACGGUCCCAACGCCAACUUUCGAGAAUCAACUGCAAGAUCUAUCACUGCUUGAUCUGGACGAACCAGAUUCAGAUGACACAUCGGCAAGCCAGCCUGUAUCAAGUCUUGAUGGGUUUGAGCUCGUGGAUCUCUACUCACGGCUCGAUGAUAUAUGGCCUAGUUUCCCGCCUUGGUUAGAUGGAGCCCCGUUAACCGUCGCAUGGGAGAUCACUCGAAUUGCCCUACACUGCGAUGUCGAUCUCAGCAAAGUAGUCAUGUCUUAUGACGACACCUGGAUGGACUACAACCAUCUUUGGAGGUCUCUUCAGGCCCAUCCUUCUUUCGUGGGCAAGGCUUUCCCAGAGAGACCCAGUACGGCCGCGUGGACUGCAGGGCUGUGCGACUUCAAGUCUCCUCAAGGACAGCACGUUAUAUUCUCCGCCACCCUCCACCAAACCAAUACCCAAAACUCUGGCCCAGUCUUUUCCCUGAUGAUGCGACCUAUAGCUUUGGACCAGGGCUGCCGUUUGCAUCGCCGAUUUGGCUCCGAUCGCUUCCUAGAUCUCCUCAUUCCAUCUCCGGAUUCUUGGCAAAAGCCUAUCAGCAAUCCUAGCCAGUCACAAGAGAUUAUUCAUUGGCUAUCCUGUCACGCUCAUGAAUUUGUUGGCAGGCAGUGGCAGUCUUUCUAUGCAAAGGAUGCUGGGCACAAGAUGCCGCAGAAGAACGUGGGCUUUGGCCCUGAUCCCAAGCCUGUCUACCAAGACAGGAUCAUCAUGUUUGCGGAGAGCGACAGGGGCGAUGAUGCCGUCAUUUCAAAGGGACUAAGAGCAUUGGACAGCCAUCAUAAACCAUGGCCUAAAAUAUCGACUCAGGACAUGCUUGAUUGGCUCUUACAGUUUGACAGAAACGAGGGACAGUCGUACUUGAAACUGUUUACUCGCAUUCAGCUUGGCCUUAGCAAAACAACUCCAAUACUCGAACUGAAUCAUGAACAAAUUCGUCAUUGCAGUCAAGACAUGCUGUCGCCCAUUGGUAAGGUGAUGAACGAUGGUAUUGGACGAAUGUCACGAUCCCUUGCACGAAUGGUCAGAGACGUGUUGGGACUGGAGGAUACACCGUCUGCUAUCCAAGGACGUCUUGGAUCAGCCAAAGGCAUGUGGAUCAUAGACAUUAAAGAUACCGAAGAUGAUUUGUGGAUAGAGACUUGGCCGUCUCAGCGAAAGUGGGACUGCGAUUUUCAUGACCCAGAACAUCGGACACUGGAAAUUAAAAGCCAUGCCACCCAGCCUCGAUCUGCCAGUCUCAAUAUCCAAUUUCUGCCUGUAUUGGAAGAUCGCGCAAGAAACAAAGAGGCGAUGCGAGAGGCGGUUGGAAACAGCCUUAUUGAUGAACUGAAACAUGAGCUGGAUGAGCAACGUUAUGCCAUGGACUAUCCUGUGCAGUUUCGACAGUGGGUCAACGAAAACUCAUCCAGCAAAUUCCAACGUCUAGCGCAAAACGGCGUUAGCUUUCUGGCUGGCCUGCCAGACUCAAAAGAAGAGGUGAUGAACUUUUUGAUUGACGGUGGUUUCCAGCCGCAGGAGCAAAAGUAUCUGCAAGACGUUGCUUGGCAACUCAGGGAGGCCAGAUGCGAGAAGCUCAAGAAGAAAUUGAACAUCAAGAUCCCCAACUCGGCUAACCUCUAUAUGGUUGUGGAUUUCUGGGGGGUCCUGGAAGAAAACGAAGUCCACAUAUGCUUUUCUUCUAAAUUCCAGACUCAGUCCUUCUCAGAUUCUAUGCUACACGGAUGCGAUGUUCUUGUCGCCCGAUCUCCAGCACACCUCGUGAGCGAUAUACAGAGAGUCAAAGCAGUAUUCAAGCCUGAAUUACACUCACUCAAAGAUGUUAUUGUGUUUUCUGCAAAGGGCAAAGCACCCUUGGCUGAUAAGCUCUCAGGUGGCGACUACGAUGGGGAUAAAGCCUGGGUAUGCUGGGAACCUGCCAUUGUAUCCAACUUUGUCAACGCCAACAUCCAGCCUGGUCCAGAUUUGUCGAAAUACCUCAAACGAAAAAAGGCAACGUAUGGUGACCUUGUGCGACUACACGGCAAAGCAAAUGCUAUUUCCAAUUUUAUCGAAAAGAGCAUCUGCUUUAGCUUGCUCCCUGGCUUCUUGGGAAGGGUUACAAAUUACAAGGAACGACUGUGUUAUCGCAUCAACAGUGUCAACAAUGAGUAUGCGCUAAGGCUGAGCACUCUUCUUGGACAUCUCGUCGAUCAAGCCAAGCAAGGAUACAUGUUUACGGCAAAGGACUGGGAAAAAUUCCAAAGAGAGCUUCUCGAUAGCAAAGAUUUCAAAAUGCUAGACGAGCCUGCAUACAAGCGCGAUAUUUGGUCUUGCAAACGCUGUCCCGAACACAUUAUUGACUACCUCAAGUUUACGGUAGCAAUUCCAACAAUUAAUGAAGAGUUGACAAAAUUCAAAGAUGCGAUGAACUCGAAAGCAGACAUUUCUGGAUAUGACCUCAAGUCUCUCCAGCCGAACGAAAAUGAGGACAAGAAGCAGACGGCAGAGUACUGGGACCCAACUCUUGCAAGGUAUUAUAAAUACUUCAAGCAACUCGCCUUACAAACACCUGCACUGGAGAAGGUUUUGCAAAACCUGUACAAUGACUUGGACGAGAUCAAAGAACAGUGGAGCAUAAGAUUUGCGUCCAAACUAGAAAAGAAAGAUUCACCACGCAUCAUCCUCGAAGUCUAUGAAUUGUGGCGUGCGAUCCAGCCUCGGGAAGACGAAGAGCUAAGUACGCAUCUCACUGCCUUAUUAGAGCAACCGUUUGUAAACGAGAACUAUAACACUUGGGCGUUGUUGCGAGCUAGUACUGCGUUCGUGCGCUGGCACAAGCACAGUAGUAAGUUGCUGUGGCGAAUGGCUGGUAUUCAGCUGCAGUACUUGAAAUCGAUGGAGCCAAGUACGUCAGACAAAAUCCCCGUGACAGUAGUCCCAAGUGUGUAUGCGGCUCUGAAGCCAGACGCAAAGUUUAUCAGGCAGACCAUCUCCAGGAUGAACAACGGUCCGGAAUACCGGUUUGAAUCGGAUACCCAAGAUAGUUUUACGGACGAAGAGUAA
Messenger RNA from Colletotrichum truncatum, 3705 nucleotides. RefSeq names its product RNA-dependent RNA polymerase. Lineage: Eukaryota; Fungi; Ascomycota; Sordariomycetes; Glomerellales; Glomerellaceae. Gene Ontology annotation, cellular component: nuclear RNA-directed RNA polymerase complex. Gene Ontology annotation, biological process: siRNA processing. Gene Ontology annotation, molecular function: RNA-directed RNA polymerase activity. The record is from RefSeq and is a predicted model, not a curated record.